Strigops habroptila (Kakapo) is the source of this 1269-nucleotide messenger RNA. It is a transcript of the gene CBLIF, whose product is annotated as cobalamin binding intrinsic factor. Gene Ontology annotation, molecular function: cobalamin binding. The transcript is spliced from 9 exons. NCBI's taxonomy places the organism in Eukaryota, Metazoa, Chordata, Aves, Psittaciformes, Psittacidae. Gene Ontology annotation, biological process: cobalamin transport. The coding region runs from base 1 to 1269 and encodes 422 amino acids. The record is from RefSeq and is a predicted model, not a curated record.
AUGCUCCGUGUGGCUUUGGCCAUUGGGGUCCUGCUGGCCCUGCUGGGUGACCCAUGGGUGCAGGGCUGCGUGGCCCCACAGGACUUGGUGUCCGAGAUGCUGCAGGACCUGGAGGACUCCGUGGUGACGGAUGAGCUGCCGAACCCCAGUGUCCUGCUGGCCCUGAACCUGGCCGGGGCCUCCAGCAGCCCAGCACACAAGCUGCUGCUCCAGCAGCUGAAGGAGGAUGCUGUGAAUAGCGCUCAGAAAGACAUGGCCUCGGGUGAGGUGGCUCUGUACGUGCUCGCCUUCCUCUCGUCCUGCCAGGACCCACAGCAGGUCGAAGACAUGGGGCUGAGCGUCGACAUGCUCCAAAUCCUGCAGCAGGAGACGGAUAAGGAGCUGGUCAACAUGGACCUGGAAGGUGUCCCCAAGACCACCCUGUACAGCAUCGGCCUGGACGCCCUCAGCCUGUGCCUGGCCGGGGUUGGUGGCUACGAAGAGGCAUCCGUGGUGCUGGCCAAGCAGCUGCUGAGCCUCGGGAGCCAGCUCUCCGUGGACACCCGUGCCAUGGCGGUGCUGGCGCUGGUGUGCACCUACGGGCGGACAGACCUCAACGACGUGCAGGACCUGCUCCAAGAGGUGCUGUCAGUGGUGACCAACAGCUUCCUCGAUGAGCAGGAGGAGAAGGAUGGCCUCAUCGGGAACAUCUACAGCAUGGGGCUGGCCCUGCAGGCGUUGGAAUCCGCAGGGAAGUUUUAUGCCCCUCGGGAGUGGGAUUGUGCCCAAGCCUUCUCCGUGGUGUACAACCACCACUACCAGCUGCCCACAGCCAUUGCCCAGCUCCUGCCCGCCCUGGUGGGCAGGACCUACCUGGAAGCAGCGAGCUUGGAUUGCUCCUCCAGCACCAGGACAUCCCAGCGCCUGCAAACGCGACUGUCCCCAAAGCUGGCCGCAACCAGCGCAGACCCCAUCACGGUGCAAUACUCCAUCAUCAACGAGCUACGGGGGCAGCACUUCAGCUUCACCAUCUCGGUGCAGGUCCCUGAUGGCUCCACGCUGCUCAAGGUGCUGGAGGUAGCGGCCGAGGAGGAGCCCACGGUCUAUAGCUUCCAGACGGAGCAGACGUCCUGGGGGAUCAUGGUGGUGUCCAUCCAUGGGCUGGCUGGGAAUGAGGAUGAUAGGACGUACUGGAAGUUCCUCAGCGGCAGCGAUGCUCUGGAGGAAGGGGUCGGUCUCUACAAGCCUCAGGAUGGGGAGCACAUCCGGGCUGUGUUCAGCACCUACUGA